GUGGUUAUGAUAUGGAAGAGAAAGCUGCAAGAGCAUAUGAUCUUGCGGCUCUCAAGUAUUGGGGACCUUCUACACACAUAAACUUCCCACUCGAAAAUUACCAAACUGAACUUGAAGAAAUGAAGAAAAUGAGUAGGCAGGAAUAUGUGGCCCACUUGAGAAGAAAGAGUAGUGGGUUUUCAAGGGGUGCUUCAAUGUACAGAGGAGUGACAAGGCACCACCAACAUGGCAGGUGGCAAGCAAGGAUUGGCAGAGUUGCAGGAAAUAAGGACCUUUACCUUGGGACAUUCAGCACUCAAGAGGAAGCAGCUGAAGCAUAUGAUGUAGCUGCAAUCAAAUUUCGUGGGGUGAAUGCUGUCACCAACUUUGACAUAUCAAGAUACGAUGUUGAGAGGAUCAUGGCGAGCAACACCCUUCUUGCUGGAGAGUUAGCUAGAAGAAACAAGGAAAGUGAGCCGAGAGCUGAGGCCAUAGAGUACAAUGUUGGGUCAAGCCAACAAGUCAUAAGUAGGGAAGAAGCUGAGACCGUGAACAACAAUGACAGUAAUGAGAAUGGUUCAUCAGAUUGGAAGAUGGGUUUGUAUCAUCAGCAACAGUCAAGCAACAACUGUGACAUGAAAACCAUGAAGGGUGGAAAUUAUAGAGGUUCUGCUUUCUCUGUGUCCCUACAAGAUCUCAUUGGGAUUGACUCGGUAGGAUCUAGCCAUGCCAUGCUAGAGGAGUCUACUAAGCUAGGGACUCAUUUUUCAAACCCCUCCUCGCUGGUCACCAGUUUGAGCAGCUCAAGGGAGGGUAGUCCUGACAAAACGGGUCCCACUUUGCCCUUUCCUAAGCCUCCACUGGGUUCCAAGAUUGUCACUAGCCCUAUUGCUAAUGGUGUAACUGUUAGCUCAUGGUUUCCCUCUCAAAUGAGGCCAGUCUCAAUGUCUCACUUGCCAGUUUUUGCUGCUUGGGGUGAUACCUAG
Messenger RNA from Sphenostylis stenocarpa, 965 nucleotides. The record is from the annotation of a GenBank genome assembly. NCBI's taxonomy places the organism in Eukaryota, Viridiplantae, Streptophyta, Magnoliopsida, Fabales, Fabaceae.